Messenger RNA from Colletotrichum higginsianum IMI 349063, 333 nucleotides. Its product is annotated as BolA-like protein. The coding region runs from base 1 to 333 and encodes 110 amino acids. The record is from RefSeq and is a predicted model, not a curated record. The transcript has 2 exons. Gene Ontology annotation, molecular function: 2 iron, 2 sulfur cluster binding. Gene Ontology annotation, biological process: intracellular iron ion homeostasis. NCBI's taxonomy places the organism in Eukaryota, Fungi, Ascomycota, Sordariomycetes, Glomerellales, Glomerellaceae. Gene Ontology annotation, cellular component: cytosol; nucleus.
AUGGCAAACCAAAUAACAGAGGCCACUCUGAAGACAGUCCUCACCGAGCGUCUGCAAGCGAUCCACGUCGAGAUCACAGACAUGUCCGGUGGCUGCGGUCAGGCCUUCACCUCCACAAUUGUCUCCCCCGUAUUUGAGAAGCAAACCUCCCUCAAGCGCCACCGCCUCGUCAACGCCGCUCUCAAGGACGAGAUCGCUCAGAUCCACGCGUGGAGCGCAAAGUGUCAGACCCCUGCCGAGUGGGAGCGCGAUAGAGCUGCCGCCGGCGGCACCACCGAGGGGCCCCCGAUGGACGGGACCAUCGGCGGGAGAGUUGAAGGCGUUGCUCAGUAG